Messenger RNA from Ornithodoros turicata, 794 nucleotides. RefSeq lists its product as uncharacterized. The coding region runs from base 52 to 366 and encodes 104 amino acids. NCBI's taxonomy places the organism in Eukaryota, Metazoa, Arthropoda, Arachnida, Ixodida, Argasidae. The transcript is spliced from 5 exons. The record is from RefSeq and is a predicted model, not a curated record.
AUCGUCGUCAGCCGGAGUACCACGAGCGCAUUUUGAUUCUAACUGCAUGUCAUGCACAGUUCGAAGGAUGCGCUACACGGUGGACGGCACUUCCAGAGCCACGAAUGGACGGAGAAGACGAGCGACAGCGCCACAAUCCACAAGAAGGGCUUCCUACAAGACUACAUGUUGCUCCUUGUCGUCAGCAUCAUUUUCCUUCUUCUCCUGUUCCUCUUCUUCCUAAUGUUCAAUGAACUGAAAUAUAGAGCAAGAGUACGCACAGGCCAUUCGACUGGCGAAUCAGGCUCGCAUUCUGGCCGAUCUUUUCUCAGGGCCAACGCAGGUAACAGGGUUCGUCAACAGAUGCGUUAUCAUAACAGUGCAUGAAACCACGAGGGCUUGCUCAGUGUGCAGGUUUUUGUGCGAUGUUACAUGCCUUAAUUUGUUCGCGAUGUUACGUGUAACUAGGCUUUGGUGAGGUCAUAUUGAGGUAAGUGAAGGACGGCACUUGGGAAUUUUGACAGAAGAGCUGGACUGUGCAAGGUAUGUCGUAGCCUUUAUUUCUUCGCUUCCUUUGUAGAAAAUUAACGUUAUGCUAUAACAGGUCUGCACUGUUGUCAACGGAUGUGGGAAAACCUGGACAUGUUUAGGACACCGCUACACUGUAACACCGCUGUGUGCGUAGGGAAGCAGCAGGCCAGCGGCAACUCUGUGCGGGAGUAUACUGUCUGAGCUAGAAUUAGCGAAUAAGCUACCUGGGCGUCCUGACGGCUGGGUUUAGACCAGAAUAUCAAUUAAACAGGUUGAGACACUUA